Molecule: messenger RNA, 952 nt
Organism: Phalacrocorax carbo (great cormorant)
Lineage: Eukaryota; Metazoa; Chordata; Aves; Suliformes; Phalacrocoracidae
Source: RefSeq, a predicted model, not a curated record
CUCAGGCUUGGCCCCGCCCCACGAGGAACUUCCCGGUGGCGGCGGCGGCGACGGUGGCCGUGAGGGCCCGGUGCGCGCUCUCCCAUGGCGGAGUGGGAGGAUGUCGCUGGUGUUGGGGCUCCUGUCGCACACGCUGAGCAGGGUGCUGUGGUACUCCGGGCUGCGUAGGGGCUGCCAUGCCCCCCGGAACAAGGCCAUGGAGCAGGACAAGGCGCUCGAGGUUUACGAUAUAAUCCGUACUAUCCGGGACCCGGAGAAACCUAAUACUUUAGAAGAACUGGAAGUGGUAACGGAAAGCUGUGUUGAAGUGCACGAGAUAGGUGAAGACGAGUAUCUGGUUAUCAUCAGGUUUACACCAACAGUACCUCAUUGCUCUUUGGCUACUCUCAUUGGCCUUUGUUUAAGAAUAAAACUUCAGAGAUGUUUGCCUUUUAGACAUAAGCUGGAAAUCUACAUAUCUGAAGGUACACAUUCCACAGAAGAAGACAUCAACAAGCAAAUCAAUGACAAGGAGAGAGUAGCAGCUGCGAUGGAGAAUCCAAACUUGCGUGAAAUUGUGGAGCAGUGUGUUACAGAGCCUGACUAGUAGCUAUAAUACCCACAGAGUUAUCAUUUUGAUACAUUUCUUAAAAUAUCUUUGCUUAAAAGAAAAUAAUAAUAAAGGCCUUGAGUUUAAUACUUGAGUUCUUUUUAUCUUCCACAUCUUUUUUAAAAGAAAUCGUUUAUAAGAUAGAUUUAAAUCAUGAUGAAUUAGUCUCUAAAAGUGUUGCGUAUAGUGUUCAGAGUUUGUAAUUUCUGGUGUCCAGAGGAAUAUUUUAUGAUUAAAAACAGAACACCACCUAUGUAUUGCCUUCGGAUAGACCUUGUGAUUAUAAAGUCAGUUUUGCAAGUUAAAUUUCUACAUUGUUUCAAUCACUGCACUGUAAAAAUAAAACAGAUUCUUGUACUGAAA